Molecule: messenger RNA, 667 nt
Organism: Vigna unguiculata (cowpea)
Lineage: Eukaryota; Viridiplantae; Streptophyta; Magnoliopsida; Fabales; Fabaceae
Source: RefSeq, a predicted model, not a curated record
UUGGUAAGAGAGAGCAAAGAUUAGCGAAGACAUUGAAAGUGGCUUCAUUCUCGUGGAGACUACUUUUGUUUAUAUUAUUAGGAUGAUGAUUAUGAUGUAAUAAUUUAUGACCCUUUGUGGUCUUGAGUUGAAAUUAAUUAAUAAAGAAGAAAGUAAUUAAGAUGCAUAGGUCUGCAAGCUGGAACAGGUUUUCCGAUGAUUACUUCAAACAUGCGACGAGUGGUUCUUCUUCGGGACACAGAUCAUCGUAUUCUAUGUUCGAUGGAAGCCAUUUGCCUACUUAUGAUCCGAUUGCAGAUUUGGCAAAGAAAGAGAGGGCACGUGUGAAGCUUGCAGAAAACGCUGUGCAUCUCAUCCCUUUUGUUCUAAUUGCUUGUGCCCUCAUUCUUUGGCUCUUCUCAAAUCCAGAUGCAGGAACCAUUGGAGAUCCCGUUGGAGCAAGAAUUGAAGGAUUAAGUCUUGAAGGCGAAAUUGAAAGCGAUAGUGACGGAACUCAAAUGGGUUUCUUACCUAUUGUGAGUGCAGAAGAAAUUUCCACCAAAGAUUUUGGUGCUGGAAAAGAUUUACUAAAUGGAAAGAAUGUUUAGUUAAUUAUAGUUUUAACUUUAUAAGUUAGUCACUUUAAGGUGUAUUAAAUGACUAAGGUAAUAUUCUUUAAUUGUUUCAA